AUAAUGUUUUAGCAUUCUUCUUACAGGAGACUACGUGGGAGAAGUCGAAGUUCCCUUACUCUGCCCUCGCCUCUCCUGUCCAGUGAAGCCAGGGUUCCCUUGAGCGAGGAGCCUCCUAUGUUGAGACCCACGGAAAGGCACAUGCAGUCACAAAGCUGCUAGAAAUUUGGCAAUACAGAGUGUGUGUAAAUUCAUAAGGGCAACAAUGAGUAUUCUCCCCGACCAGAUUCCUUUGGCCCCACUCAUGGACGAGGAAAUACUUGGCACAGUAGUCUAUAUCAAAGAACUUAAUGAAGGUAUGACUGAAGAAAUAGAGAUGGGAAUUAAGGAAGAACUGUAUGAUCAUGCAGAUGAAGUGAGUGAAGUGAAAGUGGAAAAUGAAUUUCUUUCCUUCAGAGAUCUUCAAGACCUUAAAAAUGAAGCAAAUGAAGAAGAUUCAUGUGAUAUUAUUGAAGAUUGCAAUACCUUUUCAAGAGUGCCAAUUGUGGCUGAGGAAAAUGAGAAAAAAAAAUUAUCAGAAGAGGAUCAGGCAAAACGUAAGGAAAACCAUAAAGAUAUUAUACACAGAAAAGUGGAAAGGAAAUUGAAGCCUUUUGUAUGUGAAGAAUGUGGCAAAGUUUGCUACAGAAAAUCAUAUAUAAACAAUCAUAUGAGAGUACACACAAAAGAGAAGCCAUACAGCUGUGAAAUUUGCAGCAAAGCCUUCUCUCAGAAAAAUAAUCUAGUAGUGCACAUGAGAGUACAUACAAAUGAGAAACCAUACAUCUGUGACAUUUGCAAAAAAGCCUUCUCUCAGAAAGGUUCUCUAGUAGUGCACAUGAGAGUACAUACAAAGGAGAAACCAUACAUCUGUGACAUUUGCAAAAAAGGUUUCUCAGAUAGAUCUAAUUUAGUGAUACACAUAAGAGUACAUACAAAGGAGAAACCACAUAGCUGUGAGAUUUGCAAUAAAGGCUUCUCAGAUAGAUCAACCUUAGUGAAACACAUACGAGUACAUACAAAGGAGAAACCAUAUAUCUGUGACAUUUGCAAAAAAGCCUUCUCUCAGAAAAAUCUUCUAGCAGUGCACAUGAGGGUACAUACAAAUGAAAAACCAUAUAGCUGUGAUUUUUGCAAUAAAGGCUUCUCAGAUAGAUCUGCCAUAGUGAAACAUAGAAGAGUACAUACAAAGGAGAAGCCAUAUACCUGUGACAUUUGCCAAAAAGCCUUUUCUCGAAGAGGUUCUUUAGUAGGUCACAGUAGAAUACAUACAAAGCAGAAACCAUAUAUCUGUAAUAUUUGCAAAAAAGCCUUCUCUUUGAAAGGUAAUUUAGUAGUGCACAUAAGAGUACAUACAAAGGAGAAACCAUAUAGCUGUGGGAUUUGCAAUAAGGACUUCUCAGAUAGAUCAGCCUUAGCGAAACACAGAAGAGUACAUACAAAGGAGAAACCAUGUAUCUGUGACAUUUGCAAAAAAGCUUUCUCUGAGAAAGGUUCUCUGAUGAGGCAUUUGAGGAUACAUGCAAAGGAGAAACCAUAUAGCAGUGAGAUUUGCAAUGAAGACUUCUCAGAUAAUUCAUAGUGGAUUACAUUGGAGAACAUGCAGAUGAUAAACCAUUUAUUUGUGGUUUCCAAUAAAAUCUUAUUUAAAAAAAGUCCAUGCAAAAGAGCAAUGUGCCUGAGGAUUCACCAAGAAAUAUGAUUCAGUGAUUAUGUACGGGCAUGCAAAGUUGAAGCCAAAUAGGCAUUCUCUGGGAAAGAAAAAAUACUCUGGUGUACAUAAAGGUUACAGGUUUAACAUAUAUGAGCUUUGUAGAUAUACCUUCACCUUGAGUAGAAAUUUUGUAGGGCACAUGAGAAUUACCAAUUAAAAAAUGAUCUACAAGGAAUAUUUCCUCCUGAUAUUAUGGUAGAUACAUCAUACAGUUUAAAGGUUCUCUUAUUUUAUUUAUGUUUCGUAUGAUUUUGUUAAUGUGUAGUUUUGUCAAGAUAUAUCAAGUCAUUUGUGUAUUUCCAUUGGUCAGUUCUAGACCACUUCCCCUAUAGUGACCACUUCCCAGUACU
Molecule: messenger RNA, 2043 nt
Organism: Penaeus vannamei (Pacific white shrimp)
Lineage: Eukaryota; Metazoa; Arthropoda; Malacostraca; Decapoda; Penaeidae
Source: RefSeq, a predicted model, not a curated record